Molecule: messenger RNA, 252 nt
Organism: Paramecium pentaurelia
Lineage: Eukaryota; Ciliophora; Oligohymenophorea; Peniculida; Parameciidae
Source: the annotation of a GenBank genome assembly
AUGCGAAUGGAAUAUACAUAUAGUUAUAGAAAUCAAGUAACUAUACUAAAACAGGAUAGUCUAAAGAAGCCAAUCCUGAUGAUUUUAAUUCUAAUAACUGUUAUAGUAAUAGUGUAAAGACAUAUAACUGGAGUAGUAGCAAGUCUAGUAAAGGAGGCUGUGUAUCAUCUAUAAGUUCCGUAUUCUCUAUUUUCAUUGAAAUCCUAUUGCUAUGGUAAUUAAUUUUCAGGAGAUACGCCAAAUAUAAAUUGA